AUGCUCGCAGUUGGCAAUACGUCCUACAAGACAUCUAAUACUUCCUCAUUACCAUCAUCGGUGUUAAAGGGAUUAUCAUCUUCCGGACAACAUCCAUCGACGAAUCCGCAAUUGUCAACUACUUUGUUGCCGCCAGUUUCAUCGAAUGCAGUAAUCAAUAAUAAUAAUAAUAUUCCUCAUAGUACCACUCAUCGUUCGCAACUACAACAACAUCACCAUGAACGACGACGAAAUUAUCGAUAUACAGGAGAUCCUGCCUCUCAUGCAGCAGACAAAAAAGCUUAUGUUAACGGCGAUCCUGAAGGAACGCCAAUGCAUUUGUCGGGAUGCGCUGAUCCACGAAAUCCUAAUCGAAACGAUAAAGCGUAUCUUGAGUUGCCCAUACCAAAAUUUAAGAUUGAUCGAUGUUGGGUGGGCUAUUUGCCAGCCAAAGAAGUCACAUUUCGAAACUUAAAUGAUAAUAUCACAAAAGCAUUUUUAGCUGAUAUUUGUAACCGUUUUGGUGAAAUAGAUGAUUGCCGAAUUUAUUAUGAUCGAGUGACAAAAAAGCACCUUGGAUUAGGAACAGUAAUUUUUAAAAAAACGAAAGCAGCCAGAGAGUGUGUGAAAACAUUGCAUAAUUCUACAAAAAUGGGUUCAGUAAUUUCAGUAUCUCUUGAUACAGGAGGUAUCGAUCGUACAAAACAGUAUGCAACUUUAAUACGCGGACCAGAACAAGAAAAAGCAGCAGCAGCUGCAGCAGUAAGUUUAUCGAUUUAA
Molecule: messenger RNA, 759 nt
Organism: Didymodactylos carnosus
Lineage: Eukaryota; Metazoa; Rotifera; Eurotatoria; Philodinida; Philodinidae
Source: the annotation of a GenBank genome assembly